AUGCCCAAUCCUGGCUGUUCCAAUGCGUCAGCCCUAUUUUCAUUACUUUUAAACAACAAGAAGGACAACAACAAACCAUGUGCCCAGUUGGAGGCUGACGCCUUAACCGAACCGAUUCAUCAUACUCCUGGAGUGGUAAAUUCUGCUGGCGUCGCACAGCCUGGGUCGAGCACCCCUUCCUCUUCCUCCUCUGGGUCGAUACUAUUCCCUGCUCCUUCCUUGACUCCGCUGCCACGUCGACUGGUCCACACUAGGCCAUGUAGCAGUACCUCUCAGACUAGUCAAUCUUCGCCCAGCGCACCCUCUCCCUUGGGCUUAGAGGCUCCUGUGCCUGCCACCACUGAAAGUUCUUCGUGUCAUGGUGCCCGUACAGCUCGGACAUCGAUGGGCUCUGCUCCGCCUUAUGUUACCAGGGUCGCUAGAUCUAUCCCGACGUUCAUGGAUCGCGUCCGUUUAUCUCGUUUGUCCUCGGUGGUUUCUCGUUCCGGACGUUGUAGCUUCAAACUAUCCUGUUCGAAUCACUUGGUAAUUCUACCGCUUUCAUUUUACCCCGUUAUCGCCGCGUCGUUUGUGUCUUUUGCCAUGUUGUUUCCAAACUCAUUUCGUGAUUCUACGUUUCUUUUCCCCGUCACUAUUAGCCCUUUAACAUCAAUCCACGACGCAGGUGGUUAA
Molecule: messenger RNA, 672 nt
Organism: Dicrocoelium dendriticum
Lineage: Eukaryota; Metazoa; Platyhelminthes; Trematoda; Plagiorchiida; Dicrocoeliidae
Source: the annotation of a GenBank genome assembly